Molecule: messenger RNA, 2252 nt
Organism: Oryzias melastigma (Indian medaka)
Lineage: Eukaryota; Metazoa; Chordata; Actinopteri; Beloniformes; Adrianichthyidae
Product: potassium voltage-gated channel subfamily A member 2
Exons: 3
Coding region: 560-2119 (519 amino acids)
Biological process (GO): potassium ion transmembrane transport; protein homooligomerization
Cellular component (GO): membrane; voltage-gated potassium channel complex
Molecular function (GO): protein binding; delayed rectifier potassium channel activity
Source: RefSeq, a predicted model, not a curated record
UUUUACUCCAUGUGAAUUUCACUUCACAUUUACACAUGACUGUUAUAUUGUUUUGUGUUUUAAAGGAUUUAUUCAAAUCAAUUUGGACUAAUAAAUCCAAAUAGAGUUUCCUGUCUGUCAAAGAGCCGGUCUUUGUGGAACAAAUGUGACAUUCGAUAUGAAGGUUGAAUGUUGUCAUCCCCCAUGGCUAAAAGGGAGCCAAAGAGCAGGGAGGGGAUGCAGGGAUCCGUCAGGGAUCCGAUUUCAGCACGGCAGCAUUCCCGGUAAAUUUCAUGACGGACAACGUGAGACUGCAAGGGACGGGGCACGAUCCCGUGUGUUCCCAAAGCAAACAACUGGAAGCUGAGUCGGUGUCCGGUCCACUGGAGUUGAAGCUGACACAGAGCUGACCACGAGCGAACGGGAGCGGCGUGGAUGUGACGGGCACAACUGAGGCAACCUGAUGAGACCAAAGAAGCACGCCAUGUGAGUUUUGGGGGCAUCAUCUGUCAGCAGCUGUUUUACAUCCAGUGUUCAAAUUCUCUGAAAGGGGAUUUUUAGCUUUUAUUUGUAAAUUUGGAUGGAUUCUGCAAUGGAAAACAAUGACCAACAGCCUGACAAUGGAGAGGAUGGAGGAAAAGACGAAUAUGGAGAAAAAGACAAACUGAAGAACCAGCUGAACAGUGAAGAAAAGGGAGAGAAGGAGAACAAUGGAAACGAAAAGGAAAGAAAAAAAGACUUAAGACGUUCAGGUAUUCUAUGGAGAAACGGAUGGGCUUUGGGGGAGAGACUGGCCAUCAACGUCUCAGGGAUGCGCUAUGAAACCCAGCUUCGUACUUUAGCCCAGUUCCCCGAUUCCAUGCUCGGCGAUCCUAGGAGGAGAUCGCGAUACUUUGACCCGCUUCGAAACGAGCUCUUCUUGGACCGUAACCGAGCUUGCUUCGAUGCCAUCCUGUAUUUCUACCAGUCGGGCGGCAGGCUUCGUCGGCCCGCCAACAUCCCCUUGGACAUUUUCAUGGACGAGCUGAGAUUCUACGAGCUCGGAGAGGACAUCAUGAACCGCUUUAAGGAGGACGAAGGAUUCGCAAAAGAGGAGGAGAGACCUUUACCGUCCAAUGAAACCCAAAGGAAAGUGUGGAUGCUGUUCGAGCACCCGGAGUCCUCUUCAGGGGCUCGAAUCAUCGCCAUCAUCAGCGUCAUGGUGAUCGUGUUGUCUAUCCUCAUCUUCUGUCUGGAGACAAUCCCUGCCCUGAAAGCUGAAAAAGAGGACUUCCACUCACAUUCAAAGAAUGGUUCUGAGAACGGUUCCUCCUCGCCGAGCAUCUUCCACGACCCUUUCUUCAUCGUGGAAACCAUUUGUAUUUGCUGGUUCUCCUUUGAGCUCAUAAUGCGCUUUGCUAGCGCUCCGAGUAAAAUGCGUUUCUUCAAAGACAUCAUGAACAUUAUUGAUUUUAGUGCCAUCUUACCUUAUUUUGUGACUCUGGGAACAGAGUUAGCCAAAACCAAUGACGCCUCUCCGGCGACUUCCUUGGCCAUCAUCAGAGUCAUCCGGUUGGUGAGGGUCUUCAGGAUCUUCAAGCUGUCUCGGCACUCCAAGGGUCUACAAAUCCUGGGUCAGACCCUGAGGGCGAGCAUGCGGGAGCUCGGCCUGCUCAUCUUUUUCCUCUUCAUCGGCGUCAUCCUCUUCUCCAGCGCUGUGUACUUUGCCGAAGCCGACCACAAUACCACCGACUUUGUCAGCAUCCCGCACGGUUUCUGGUGGGCCGUCGUUACCAUGACAACCGUGGGAUACGGGGACAUGUGUCCCGCCACGGUGUGGGGCAAAAUGGUGGGCUCUAUGUGCGCCAUUGCUGGCGUGCUCACCAUCUCCCUGCCCGUGCCCGUCAUCGUGUCCAACUUCAGCUACUUCUACCAUCGAGAGACGGAAUGUGAAGAUCGAACCGGGUACAAUCAUGUCCAGACGGUUCUGUGGGAGGACGAGGAGCUCGAAGAAGAAGAACUAGAGGAAGGGGAUAGGGAUCCAGAGGAUGAGUAUAAUGCAUCGGAAGGAAUCUGCAACUCUCUGAAUGGAACUCUACGUUGUGCCGAGUAUGGAAAGGUCAAUACGUUUCUAGGAGAGCCACUGGUUACUCAAGUUUAGACAAAGUGACUGUUUUAGCCAAAAAAAGCACAAGCGGUUGAAUGCUUAAAGGAUGGAGACAAUAAUAGAUCAACACUGUCAAAUAAUUAACUAAUUUGUAGCUAUUUUUUGCUUUAUAAAUUAUAUUUAAAGC